Messenger RNA from Clonostachys rhizophaga, 1533 nucleotides. The record is from the annotation of a GenBank genome assembly. Lineage: Eukaryota; Fungi; Ascomycota; Sordariomycetes; Hypocreales; Bionectriaceae.
AUGGACAUUUCUAGAAGACUCGAGGUUUUAUCGAAGCUCUUUGGGAAAUCUUUCACACUUCGAGAGCCAGAGCCCGAGUCCCAUCCAGAGGAAAAGGAUCUCAAUGAGCCUCCUUCAAAUGACAUUGCACAAUCUGCUGCUGAGAUUCCCAAACCCAAAGGUAGCGCUCCUCGUUUGUUCAUCAACGAUGACGUUGGACCACGUGCGAGCACUGCUGGAGCAUUCGACUGCCAAAACUACCAACUUGGCGAGCCCUUGGAUGCGGAUUUCCCGUUUGUUCCCUGGAAAGUGGUCACCACUUACGGGGAGCUCUUCAUCGGCAAAACUAACCGUCCACAUGCAGCUCCAUUUUGGGCGAAGAUAACUGAAGGAAGAGUGUGGGAUUUUUUCUGCAUCCACAACCCUACAAAGCCUAGAAACGAGCCAAGCCUGCUCGUGCCAACGGCACAGUUCCAAGAUUUCCUUGACAUGGUCAACCAAGAGCUGGGCAUCUCAUUGGCGAUUCCAGGAGGCAUCAGCACGGACAAGUUCUUCAUCACGUUCCGGAACGAGACGCCCAGACCACGUUACUUCCAAAGAUCCCGAGACCAGAAAGUUCUCUCUCUCGAGGAACUGCCCGCCAUCAGCGAUGAUGAUGCCCAGCUCUUCAAAUCGGCCACGCCUAUUGCGCAGAAGCUGUUCCUGGAGACUGUGAGCCUGGUGGAGCGCGUCCCGAAGAAAGACAACCGUGGCAAGAAUAAUCAAAAGUCGCAGCGGAAGAAACUUGAACGAAAACAGAUGGUUGCAGAUGCCCAGAAACUGCUGGGGGUGGCUUCUCCCGACGGUGUUGCUGAAGACUUCGUUCUCGUCUGCUUUGAUGUCGAGGCCAUUGAGAGGCCGCCGAACCCCAUCUCCGAGAUUGGCAUCGCAAUCCUGGAUACAAGGGACAUCGCGAAGACCGCACCUGGACCUGCUGGCCAGGAAUGGUGGCCAUUGAUCAAGGCCCAUCAUCUCCGAGUCAGGGAGUUGUCGGCGCUGGUCAACCGUGACUACGUCCAAGGGUGCCCUGAUGCUUUCAACUUUGGAGAGAGCACGUUCCCUACCAAGUCAGAGACAAAGGAGGCGAUUCUCACGAUCCUCAAUCCCUACAUUGAAGGCGGCCGCAGCAUUGCCCUGGUGGGACAUGAUGUCCAUCAAGACAUACGGUACCUCUUCAAUCUCGGCAUCGAUCUAGCCAGCAUUGGUUCCAUCAAACAGACGAUCGACAGCCAGGUCCUUCACCAGGUCUUGCGAGAGCUCGACUGUGGUCGUGGUCUCAGCGCAGUUCUAUCGGACCUUGGCAUUUCAAGCAAGAACCUACACAAUGCUGGCAACGACGCAGUGUUCACCCUGCGUGCUUCGGUUGGACUCGCCAUCGAGAAUACACGCAAGCAAGCUGCGAAGGAGAAGGGAGAGGAAUAUCUGCCGGAGAUGUUCGCCCGGGAAUCAGAGAGUCCCGCGGAAGAAACUGCGGAGGUCGCUACAGAGGCCGGGGUCCCAAUGGUAGAGAUGUAG